Gossypium arboreum is the source of this 1713-nucleotide messenger RNA. RefSeq names its product receptor-like protein EIX2. The transcript is spliced from 4 exons. The record is from RefSeq and is a predicted model, not a curated record. Gene Ontology annotation, molecular function: protein binding. NCBI's taxonomy places the organism in Eukaryota, Viridiplantae, Streptophyta, Magnoliopsida, Malvales, Malvaceae. The coding region runs from base 1 to 1713 and encodes 570 amino acids.
AUGUCAAGUAAGAGGUCUCAUAAGCUUGUUUUAUUUUGUGCAAUAUGUUGUCUUCUUCUUCGGGAGAAAUGCACCGAUGCUAGGGUGUGCAAAGAGAGUGAGAGAAAAGCGCUUUUUGAAUUUAAGCACAGCCUUCAAGCUAUGGAUUUGCCAGGCAACGACGCCCUUUCUUCGUGGAAAAGUGCGAAGUGCUGUCUUUGGCUUGGCGUCAAAUGUAACAGCCUUACAGGAUACGUUGAAAUGCUCGAUUUUAGCUUCCAAUAUUGGGUUGUAGCAGGUACAAUUAGCCCUUCACUGCUUAAACUACAUCAUUUGACUUCUUUAAAUUUCAACAGUAAUGAUUUUAAUGGAAGUCUCAUCCCAGAGUUUUUUGGUUCCUUGAAAAAAUUGAAAUUACUGGAUCUCUCUAAUGCUAAUUUUAGAGGUCCAAUUCCUUCUCUACUUGGAAAUCUUUCAAUGUUGGAGACUCUUAGAUUGGGUGGUAACGGUGGAGACGUUACCUUUCGCCAUAACUUAAAAGAAAUGUAUAGUGUUGGAAAACUUGAGUGGCUUUCCCACCUUUCUCGUUUGAAAGAGGUUGAUCUCAGUUUCACUAACCUGAGCAAUGCCAAUGAUUGGUCUCAAAUCAUUAACCAUCUUCCUUUGCUUCAAAAACUAAGUCUGAGAGAUUGUGAUCUUCCAAGCAUCUCAUCUUCUUCUGUUUCCCUUACCAACUCUUUUACAUCUCUCAUCACUCUCGAUCUCUCUGAUAAUAAUCUCCAUUCUUUUUCCAUAUAUCCAUGGCUGUUUAAUUUGAAAGGUCCAAUUCCAGAAGAUUUCGGGAACAUGAAGGCUAUUCAACACCUUGAUCUGAGUCAUAAUCUUUUAAAUGGAUCCAUAAGCAAAUGCAUUGGACAACUGUCCAACCUGAAAGUCUUGCUGCUUGUAGGGAAUUCUUUUGAUGGUGAUGUGCCUUCCGAAGCUCAUUUCUCAAAUCUCAUCUAUUUAAAGGAAUAUCAGAUUCUCUUGCGUAUUGGUUUUGGGACUCAAGUUACAGCUCAAUACUGUUUCGAGAGUUUCCAAUCUUUAACAGCUUUGAAUUUGGGUGAUAAUAGUUUCUCAGGCUCACUUCCAAGCUCCUUAGGAUCUUUGACUUCUCUCAAAAUGCUCAGUUUACGAGGUAAUAAAUUCUUAGGAGAAUUACCUUCAUCUUUACAGAAUUGUACAAGGUUAAAAUUUUUGGACUUGAGUGAUAAUGAAUUAUCAGGAGAAAUACCUAUUUGGAUCGGCCAAAGGCUUUCAUCGUUGGUUUUUCUUAGCCUUCAAGGGAACCAGUUCAGGGGAAGGAUUCCCCAUCAACUUUGUGGAUUGAAAUAUCUACAAAUCUUGGAUCUCUCUGUAAAUAAAAUCUCUGGUACCAUACCAUCAUGCCUCAUUAAUAAUUUCACUUCCAUGGCAAAAAAAGAGAGUUUAGAUCGAAGGAUUGAACAUCACAUCUUAUAUAAUGGACUUGUAUGGUUCUUUCAAGUUAGGUAUGUUGAUGAGGCAUUGCUUACAUGGAAGGGAACAAAACAAAGCUAUCCACAGCUUGGACUGCUACUAGCCAUUGAUCUCUCUUCUAACAAAUUAACAGGAGAGAUUCCAGAAGAAUUAAAUAGUCUUCAAGAACUAGUUGCAUUGAACUUGUCAAGAAACAUUUUUACCGGAAAAGUUCUUCAAAAGAUGGGCAUCUAA